Molecule: messenger RNA, 1516 nt
Organism: Scomber scombrus (Atlantic mackerel)
Lineage: Eukaryota; Metazoa; Chordata; Actinopteri; Scombriformes; Scombridae
Gene: nectin1a
Product: nectin cell adhesion molecule 1a
Exons: 10
Coding region: 1-1512 (503 amino acids)
Biological process (GO): homophilic cell-cell adhesion; protein localization to cell junction; heterophilic cell-cell adhesion
Cellular component (GO): adherens junction
Source: RefSeq, a predicted model, not a curated record
AUGGAAAACGCCGGAUUUUGGAUAUUCCUGAUAACAACUGGUGUUAUUUCAGGAGUGAAUGGCCAGUCUGUGGAAAUGGAUGAUGGGAAGUCGGGGUAUAUGGGUUCAAAGGUGGAUCUCCGCUGUCGGUUCAUCAACAGCUCCCCGCCAGUCAAGAUCUCCCAGGUAACAUGGCAGAAACUAGUGAAUGGCACAAAGCAGAAUGUGGCGAUCGCCAACCCAUCCCUGGGUGUGUCUGUGGCCCCACCCUACAGGGACCGCGUCACCUUCAAGAAUGCAGCAGUGAGGCGCCGAACUCCAACUCUUGAUGACACCACCAUUACUUUCUCCUCGCUACGCCUCUCUGAUGAGGCCACCUACAUCUGUGAAUACACCACAUUCCCUGCAGGGAACAGAGAAAACAAAGUAAACCUCACCGUCUACGUUCGCCCAACAACCCAGAUGAGUCUGUCCUCGCCAACGCUGGUGGCUCGCGCAUCCAACCUGAAAACACCGGUGGCUACCUGCAUCUCUGCCAAUGGAAAACCCCCUGGUACCAUCAGGUGGGAGACGAGGGUGCCGGGAGAAGUGACCACCCGGGAGUACAAAAACUCAGAUGGGACAUUCACCAUUCAGAGUGACUACAUAUUGGUGCCAAGCAAAGACACACACAAGGAAACGCUCACCUGCGUCACCACAUACAACGAGGAGGUCUACACUGACAGUGUCACCCUCGAUAUUCAGUACGAGCCAGAUGUUUCGGUGGAGGGCUUUGAUGGAAACUGGUAUCUGAACCGAGAAAACGUCCAACUGAGCUGCCAAGCUGAUGCCAACCCAGCUGUCUCUCUGUAUCAGUGGAGAGUAACAAAUGGCUCCAUACCGAGCAGUGCAGAGAUCCGAGACAAUGUUCUUACAUUUAAAGGGCCGGUCACAUACGAACUGCAAGGUACCUAUGUGUGUGAUGCAACUAACAGCAUCGGCACGAGAUCAGCCUCCGUGGAAAUCGGCAUUAUAGAAAAGCCAUUACCGCAGAUCGCAACAGGUGAUGUGAUCAGCGUAGUCGCCUUAUUACUGGCUGCUGGAGUACUUAUGGGCAUUACCAUCACAGUCCUGGUGCUCAAAAUAAGAAGUAGAAAAAACGAGUCCUCAAAUGACUCUCCGUCCAGAAAACUGUCCCAGCCAAUAAGGAAAAAACCAGCAGAUGAUAUUCAGCAUUCAGCACGAUUUUAUGAAGAGCUUCCAAACACAGCAGACUAUGUGAGCUACAGACUGGCCUGUAACAAGGAGGACUACCCAGAGCCCUACUCCCCUCCCAUUAACCCCCCUCUCUCAUUUCUGCCCCAACACCCCUACCACUCCUCACAACCCACUAAUACAACCCCCAGCAGCAGCAGCAGCACUGCCACAUCAAAAAACACCUUCUCCCCUCCCUCACACACCACAGCCAUCUUUAAGUACCCCUCCGUGCCGGGCCUGGCUUCUCCUCCCCCUGGUAUGGCAGCGUACACUUUCCCCAAAGAGCAGUACGUCUGAGUGG